AUGCAUUUAAAAUGGGUUCUUUCUUUUUGUAUACCCUUUUUAUCUCUUUUUGGUAUUUUAAUACCACUUUUAAUGUUUUUUAGUUUGUUUAAAAUCAGAAACAAACUUAUUUAUAAAAGAGGUAAAAGUUUACUAGGCUUUUUAUACUAUGAGUAUAAACCUAAUGCGUAUUUUUGGGAAAUUGUUAAAAUCAUCACUAAAGAAUUAUUUAUUUUAGCCUUAAUUUAUUAUGAAGACUCUAUCAUAAUAAAAGGAUCCUUAAUCCAAAUUAUUCUUUUAUGUUACUGGUCUUUGAAUCUUAAAUAUUAACCAUUUAUAUCCACUAGAUUAAAUCUGCUAGAUUAUUAGACAACAAUUAUUUGCGAAGUUUCUAUCCUUAUUGGAAUUGCUUUAAAUAUUGGAUAAGAUUAGGAAUUUUUCAACAUUUCAGUUAUAUUCUUUUUUGCAUUACUUCUAAUAAAUAUAUUUAUGCUGUCUAAACUUUUACUCUAUAUUUUUAAUGCAUAUAUGAAUGAGAUGGAAAAUACAGUUGAUUUAAUUAAAUCUACAAUUUAGUAAAAUUUGCCAGAAAAAUUAAGGAGAAAUUAUUAUUGUUUAAGAAUAUUAAAAACAAAAUUUGAAAGCAGAUAAAGAGCUAAAAAAAAUUUUUUGAAAUUAAAAUUGGCUUAUAAAAAAUAUUUAGCAAAGAAAAAAUCAUCUCCUUUAGUUAUUUUAUAUAAUACGAUAAAUUCUUAAUAAAUUUCUUAACGAAUAAAGUAUAAGCAUUAAUAUAUUUAGCACUUUAACAGAACGAGAAAAUCAAUUGAGUUAAUAGAAUUUAAUCUCCUAAGUUAAAUCUUAAAUUUAAAGAUAUUGA
Molecule: messenger RNA, 856 nt
Organism: Paramecium sonneborni
Lineage: Eukaryota; Ciliophora; Oligohymenophorea; Peniculida; Parameciidae
Source: the annotation of a GenBank genome assembly